GAAUCAAUAAACAUGAACUAUCAGCAGCAUACUGUUGGUCGCGCCUGUCCGCCGAACACAGCAAAACAUGGAAGAUCGCGAAGUUUGGCACCGAUGCGCCAGCAGAUCAUUUACACUAACCAGACAACGAACGCACCUCCGGUCAUGCAGCAACCUCCGCCAGCAAAUCGACGAGUGCAAGCGACUCAACCGCAGAUGUUGUACACUUCUGGUGCACCGACAUACCAAACCUAUGCUCGUCCUGGACAGCCAGCUAUGCAACCCAUCUACCAGAUGAACAGUCAGCCGUAUCCUUAUCGUCCUACCGUCUACGUGGCAGCUCCACCUGGCCAGAUCACUGGCGGCUAUCCAAGAAUCGAUCCUUGUAAUAUUCGAUCCGCUUAUCCACAAGGUUAUGCAGCUCGUCCACCGAUCACUCCAUUUAUGCAGCGAGAGGAGAAACCUCCACAAAUCAUGCAAGUACCUUCGGUUUCACAGUCGGUGAAAGUGCAAGCACCUGCCCCUGCUGUUCCCGCAGAUGAUGGUGAACACGAAAGAGAAACUGUAUACAGCGAGACCGCGACAGUAACUGACUGGAUUCACUUGCGUAGCUAUGCUCGUCCUGGACAGCCAGCUAUGCAACCCAUCUAC
This is a messenger RNA of Cylicostephanus goldi, 630 nucleotides long. NCBI's taxonomy places the organism in Eukaryota, Metazoa, Nematoda, Chromadorea, Rhabditida, Strongylidae. The record is from the annotation of a GenBank genome assembly.